Molecule: messenger RNA, 1431 nt
Organism: Jaculus jaculus (lesser Egyptian jerboa)
Lineage: Eukaryota; Metazoa; Chordata; Mammalia; Rodentia; Dipodidae
Gene: Nr0b1
Product: nuclear receptor subfamily 0 group B member 1
Exons: 2
Coding region: 1-1422 (473 amino acids)
Biological process (GO): negative regulation of transcription by RNA polymerase II
Cellular component (GO): nucleus; cytoplasm
Molecular function (GO): transcription corepressor activity; transcription factor binding
Source: RefSeq, a predicted model, not a curated record
AUGGCAGGCGAGGACCACCCCUGGCAGGGCAGCAUCCUCUACAACAUGCUUAUGAGCGCCAAGCAAAAGCACAGGGCUCCAGAGGCGCCCCAGACGCAGCUGGGGGCUCCUCCGUGUUGGGGUUGCUCCUGCGGUGCCCAGUCCGUCGUGGGCAGGGGAGGACUGCCUGGCGGGCCAAACGGAGCGCUCCUGUACCGCUGCUGCCUGUGCGGUGAAAACCACCCGCGCCAGGGUAGCAUCCUCUAUACUAUGCUCACGAGCUCCAGGCCCACGCACACGCAGCCCGAGACGCCCACUGUGCGGUUCGGGGCUCCGUGCUGGGGCUGCUCUUGCGGUGCCGAGCACACCGUGGUGGGUCGAGGGGUGCCGGAGGGCGGACGGGCCAUGUCGCUCCUGUACCGCUGUUGCUUUUGUAAGGAGGAGCACCCGAGGCAGGGGAGCAUCCUCUACAGCCUGCUCACCGGCGCCAAACAAACGCACGUGGCCCCGGAAGCACCCGAGGCCCGUCGUGGAGGCGCGUGGUUGCAGCUGUCCUACUGUGCGCAGAGGCUGAGGGGAAGAGAGGGGCUGGCGGGCGGUCAGGCCAUGGCGAUCCUGUACCGCAGCUACCUGUGCAGAGAGGACCACCUGCGGCAGGGCAACGUCGCCUGCAGCCUGCCCACAAGCGCAAUCCCAACAAGCGCGGUCUCAGAGGCGCAGCCGAGGGCCCCCUGGUGGGACACCUUGUGUGUCGCUCAGCGGCCGGUGGCCCUCAAGAAUCCACAGGUGGUGUGCGAGAUGGCCUCGGCGUGCCUGCUGAAGACCCUGCGCUUCGUCAAGUAUUUGCCCUGCUUCCAGAUCCUGCCCCUGGAUCAGCAGCUGGCGCUGGUGCGGUGCACUUGGGCGCCCCUCCUCUUGCUGGAGCUCGCCCAAGACGGCUUGCACUUCGAGACCGUGGAGAUCUCAGAGCCCAGCAUGCUGCACAAGAUCCUCACCACCAGGCGGCGGGAGAACGAGGGUCAGCAGCCAGGGGCCCCGUCUGCCCCGCUGCCACAUCUGGCUCUGCCUUCUGAGGCUGGCCACUUGCCCUCGGCCGCAGCGGUGCAAGCCAUCAGGAGCUUCCUAGGCAAAUGUUUGAGUCUGAGCAUCGACACCAAGGAGUACGCCUACCUUAAGGGGAGCGUGCUCUUUAACCCAGACUUGCCAGGCCUGCACUGUGUGAAGUACAUUCAGGGCCUUCAGUGGAGAACCCAGCAGAUCCUCACUGAACACAUCAACAUGACACGAAGAGAGUGCCACACCAGAUUUGCCGAACUCAACAGUGCGCUUUUUUUGCUGAGGUUCAUCAAUGCCGACGUCAUCACUGAACUCUUUUUCAGGCCCAUCAUUGGCACAGUCAGCAUGGAUGAUAUGAUGCUGGAAAUGCUUUGUACCAAGCUGUGAAGGCGUGUA